AUGGGCCUGUGCUCGUGCUGCUGCCGGUGCCUGGAGCUGCUGUGCUCGGUCCUCCUCCCGCCCCUCGGUGUCUGCCUCCGCCACGGCUGCUUCUCCUUGGAGUUCUGGAUCAGCGUGGUGCUCACCAUCCUCGGCUACCUCCCCGGCGUCCUCUACGCCGUCUACGUCAUCUGCUCCGUCGACCCCCACCGCCACCGCGACCCCGACGACGACGACUACGUCUACGUCGCCUGA
This is a messenger RNA of Miscanthus lutarioriparius, 234 nucleotides long. The record is from the annotation of a GenBank genome assembly. Lineage: Eukaryota; Viridiplantae; Streptophyta; Magnoliopsida; Poales; Poaceae.